UACACAUCGUGUAGACAUCUACACAGACAAGAAUUCUCGUACUCGCCGCCAUAUUUUCCUUGCAUACGAGACUCUCUCUCUCCCCCCACUCCCCCACACCCGCGGCAGGUUCGCUGAGUUAUCAUCGCGCAACAAACGGACAGUGUAGGUGACAAACUCUUCUCCCCCGCGCUAGGGUUUUUCAGUAUAUUCAAGAUUUGGCAAAACCUCAGGCUGUACAAUGUACAAGCCAAACAGUCCUGCCCCUGACGGGCGUAGUCAGCCGACGCCGGAAACCCAUCCCCGUCGUGGGUUCCUUCUGCCCCACCAGUACAAGCACCAAACCCCGGCUUUUCGACGCCCUCCGCAUCAACAGCACCACUGGAAACCCCAAGGUACUCCUCACUAUCGUGAUCGACCCCCGGGUCCAUCCCCAGCCCGACCAAACUUCGUCGUGCAGCUGCGAUCGGACGCGCAACUCGUAGUGAAAGAGGUGGAGGCCGAGGCUGUGAUUCAGAAGCUUGAGUUUCAACCGCAGAAAGUAUAUGUUGCUGCGUCUAAUUAUAUUUCGGCUACGCUGUUUUAUGAGCAGUGGAGUGAGGCUCUGGAGACCAUGGUUCAGUUGUGGGAAAUGAAAUUGAAUGAUGAAGGGCAUAAUUUUUGGCCUCUAAUUGUUUGUAACAUUGAUGUGCCCUCUGAUAAGGCUGAAUUGGACGAUCGGUUGAAGGUGCUGUUUUUGGAGAAAUUGAAGGGGUUGAAAGAGGGGGAUUUGGUGGGGAAGUUGCUGAAGAAAUUGGGGAGUGUGGUGGAUGAGAUUAAGAGGAUUUCUGAUUCGUUGAAGAGACCACUGAGGUUAGGCACUGCUGAUGCGCUGUUGAGGAAAAGGAAAGGUCUGGAGGGUGAGAGAGACUUGAUCUUGAACAGGAUGCAGGAGUUCAAGAGUGGAGUUAAAUGUAUUGAAAAUUAUUUGGAGAAUGUGGAAAAGAAUGAAGAGCCAGAUACUCCAGUUUUUCGCUUUUCCGGUGGAGAGAUUGACUGGGGGAGGAUUUACAGGUUGAUGAUGAGGGAAUGUAGGAGGCUUGAUGAUGGAUUGCCAAUUUAUGGCUAUCGACAGGACAUCCUAAAGCAAAUUCAUAGCCAACAGGUCACGGUGCUGAUCGGCGAGACUGGUUCGGGAAAGAGCACACAGUUGGUUCAGUUUCUUGCUGAUUCUGAAGUUUCUGGCCAGCAGUCUAUUAUUUGCACGCAGCCAAGGAAACUCGCCGCCAUUUCAUUGGCAGAAAGGGUUAAAGAGGAAAGCUGGGGCUGUUAUAAAAAUACUUCAGUCAGCUGUUGCCCAUCAUAUUCAUCUGAUCAGGAGUUUCAUUCGAAGGUGAUAUUUAUGACUGAUCAUUGCUUAUUGCAGCAUUACAUGAGUGAUAAACAACUUUCUGGGAUUUCAUGCAUUAUUGUGGAUGAGGCUCAUGAAAGAAGCUUAAAUACAGAUCUCCUUCUGGCUUUGGUCAAGAAUCUACUGUGUCAGAGGCCAUGUCUCAGGCUUAUAAUUAUGUCCGCAACUGCAGAUGCAGACCAGUUUGCUGACUACUUUUUUGGUUGUAGAACUUUGCAUGUGGCUGGCAGAAACUUCCCUGUUGACAUUAGAUACAUACCUUGUGAAUCUGAUGGAUCUUCAAUUUUAAAAUUAAUGCCUUCAUAUGUUCUUGAUGUUUUGAGGAUGGUAACUGAGAUCAACAAAACUGAGGGGGAAGGCACUAUACUUGCAUUCUUGACCUCACAGAUGGAAGUAGAAUGGGCUUGUGAGAAGUUUCAAGCUAUCUCUGCUAUUGCAUUGCCUUUACAUGGAAAACUUUCUUAUGAGGACCAACGUCGGGUAUUCCUGACCUAUCCAGGAAAGAGAAAAGUUAUAUUUGCCACCAAUGUCGCUGAGACAUCAUUGACAAUCCCAGGCGUCAAGUAUGUGGUUGAUUCUGGAAUGGCAAAAGAGAGUAGAUAUGAACCAGGUACAGGCAUGAAUGUUCUCAGGGUUUGCAAGAUCAGCCAGAGCUCUGCUAAUCAACGAGCUGGUCGUGCUGGGAGAACUGAACCAGGAAAAUGUUAUAGGCUCUACAUGGAAAGUGACUUUGAGUCAAUGCUGCCUCAUCAGGAACCAGAAAUUCGUAAGGUGCAUCUCGGUGUAGCAGUUUUGAGAAUUCUUGCAUUGGGCAUCAAGGAUGUACGGGAAUUUGACUUUGUUGAUGCACCUAGUGUUAGUUCUAUAGAUAUGGCUAUCAGAAAUCUUAUCCAAUUAGGAGCUAUUGUAGUGAAAAAUGAUGUUAUCGAGUUAACUGCAGAAGGGUGGCAGAUGGUCAAGUUGGGUAUUGAGCCUCGGCUUGGUAAAAUAAUUCUACAAUGCUUCUGCCAGCGCUUGGGUAGGGAGGGUCUUGUUCUUGCUGCUGUAAUGGCAAAUUCUAGUAGCAUCUUUUGCAGAGUUGGUACAGAGGAGGAUAAGUUGAAAUCUGAUUGCCUUAAGGUCCAGUUUUGUCAUCCUAAUGGUGAUCUCUUCACAUUGCUUGCAGUUUAUAAAGAGUGGGAGGCUGUGCCAUGGGAAAAGAGAAAUAUUUGGUGUUGGGAGAAUAGCAUUAAUGCAAAGUCCUUGAGGAGAUGCAAGGACACUGUGCUAGAACUGGAAGCUUGCCUUAAAAAUGAACUAAAUAUCAUCGUGCCAAACUAUUGGUAUUGGAAUCCCCAAAUAUGUUCUGAACAUGAUAAGAAUUUGAAAAAUAUAAUACUCUCUGCACUGGCAGAAAAUGUGGCUAUGUACUCUGGGUAUGAUCAGCUUGGUUAUGAAGUGGCAUUAACGAGGAAACAUGUUCAAUUGCAUCCUUCAUGUUCUUUGUUAAAUUUUGGUCAUAGGCCAGCGUGGGUGGUUUUUGGGGAAAUUCUUUCAGUAUCCAAUGAGUAUCUGGUCUGUGUCACUGCAUGUGACUUUGAAUAUUUGUCAUUACUUUGUCCUCCUCCAAUGUUUGAUUUCUUGAACAUGGCCAGUCAAAAGUUGCAAAAGAGGAUUUUGUCCGGGUUUGGAAGUGUACUGCUAAAAAGGUUUUGUGGGAAAUCUAACAGCAAUUUGCGCCUUGUUGUUUCAAGUAUCAGGGACUCAUGUGAGGAUGAACGGAUAGGUGUGGAAGUUAAUGUUGACCUAAAUGAGGUACUUCUUUAUGCUACUUCAGGAGACAUGGAGAAAGUAUGUGGUUUAGUGAGGGAAGGCUUGGAGUAUGAAAAGAAGUUGUUGGAAAAUGAAUGCUUGGAGAAGUGCUUAUACAAUGGAGGACCCACGGUCUUACCCUCAAUUGCGCUCUUGGGAGCUGGUGCUGAGAUAAAACACCUGGAACUUGAGAAGAGAUAUUUGACUGUUGACAUAUUCCAUUCAAACAUUAAUGAGCUCGAUGACAAGGAGCUCCUGGUUUUUCUGGAGAAAUUUACCUUAGCGCCUGUUUGUGCCUUUAUCAAGUUCUCGGGUUUUAAUCUAGACAACGAAGAGAAGGGCAAGUGGGGGAGGGUGACAUUUCUCACACCUGAUGCUGCCAAGAAGGCCGUUGCCUUGGAUCAGGUUGAGUUCUGUGGUGGGUCAUUGAAGGUAGUUCCUUCUAGAAACAUUUGUAGUGGUGACCACAAAAUGAUGUCAUUUCCUGCUCUUAGAGCCAAAAUCUUAUGGCCUCGUAGGUACAGCAAAGGUGUUGCAAUUGUGAAAUGUGAUGCAAAGGAUGUUGCUUUUAUUGUCAAUGAUUUCUCUAAUCUAGUAAUUGGGGGCAGGCUUGUUUGGUGUCACCCAAGUACAAAGUUUACAGACGGUGUGCUAAUUACUGGAAUUGACAGGGAACUUUCUGAAGCUGAUGUAUUUCAGGUGGUAAGUGCAGCAACUAAUAGGCGGAUCCUUGAUUUCUUUCUGGUGAGAGGAAAUGCAAUAGAUAAUCCUCCACUUGUUGCUUGUGAAGAAGCAAUUCUGCGACAAAUUUCUCCCUUUAUGCCUAGAAGGAAUGCACAGGGUAAUAGUGUCCGUGUUCAGGUAUUCUCACCAGGACCCAAGGACAGUUUCAUGAGAGCAGCAAUUACUUUUGAUGGAAGUUUGCAUUUGGAGGCAGCUAAGGCCUUGGAGCAAAUUGACGGGGAAGUAUUAUCUGGAUGUCAGCCGUGGCAGAAAGUACAAUGUCAGCAAUUGUUUCAUAGCUUUGUGUCGUGUCCUGCUCCUGUUUAUCUUGUUAUUAGUAAACAGCUAGAUUCUUUGCUUGCAAGGCUCCGGCGACAAAAGGGUGUAGAAUGUAACCUGGAGAGAAACCAGAAUGGUUCUUAUCGAGUAAAGAUAUCUGCCACUGCUACGAAAACUGUGGCAGAGUUGAGAAGACCUCUGGAGCAGCUCAUGAAAGGGAAGAUUAUACAACAUCCUGAUAUAACUCCUGCAGUGCUUCAGAUUCUUUUUUCACGAGACGGAGUCAUGCUUAUGAAAUCCAUUCAGCGAGAGUCAGGGACCCACAUUAUUUUUGAUAAGCAUAACAUGGUUUUGAGAGUCUUUGGUUCUCCAGAAAAGAUUGAUGUUGUACAGGAGAGCCUUGUCAAAGCACUUCUUGCUCUAUAUGAAGGCAAGCAACUUGAGAUCCGACUUCGUAAUGGAGUUUUUCCUCCAGAUAUGAUGAAGAGAGUUGUUCAGCAUUUUGGACCUGAUCUUCAUGGGCUUAAAGAGAAGGUGCCUGAGGCGGAGUUAUCUUUAAAAGCGAGUCGCCACUGCAUAUCUAUUGUAGGCACCAAAGAAUCAAAGCAAAAAGUUGAAGACAUAAUUAAUGAUCUUGCACAAACAACUGGACUACAUAGUCCAUGUAAUAAUAAUGAUGCUGCAUGUCCUAUUUGUUUGUGCGAACUGGAGGACCGUUACAUGCUUGAAGGCUGUUGUCACAUUUUCUGCCGUUUAUGCUUGGUUGAGCAGUGUGAGUCUGCAAUCAAAAGUCGCGAUAGUUUCCCAUUGCAGUGUACAAAAGAGGGUUGCGGGACUCCUAUUCUGCUUACCGACUUAAGAUCUUUGCUGUCUGGUGAGAAAUUAGAGGAGCUUUUUCGGGCUUCCUUGGGUGCAUAUGUCACAGGUAGUCGGGGCACCUAUAGGUUUUGCCCUUCACCCGACUGUCCUUCAGUUUACCGGGCAGCGGAUCCUGAUGGGCCUGGUGGACUCUUCGUCUGUGGUGCAUGCUUUGUGGAGACAUGUACUAGGUGCCACCUGGAGUAUCAUCCAUACCUGUCAUGCGAGAAGUAUCGCGAGUUCAAAAAUGAUCCAGAUUCUUCUCUAUUGGAGUGGUGUAUGGGAAAAGAUAAUGUGAAGAAGUGUCCAGGUUGUGGGUUCAUAAUUGAGAAAGGGGAAGGGUGCAACCACAUCGAGUGUCCGUGUGGACACCAUGUGUGCUGGGUCUGCUUGGAUUUCUUUGCGAGCAGCAAUGAAUGCUACAGCCAUUUGAGGUCUGAACAUGCGGCAUUUAUUUGAGUUUUUAUCUAGCAAUUUAUCAUGAUUAUCUGUAUAUAUACCAUUUAUCAUGUUUUUGGCCCUACACGUUUUCACAUUAACGUGCACUUGUGCCUGGUAGAGAGUAGAAUUGACCUGCAGUAGGUGCCUUUGUACAUAUUUGUGGAGAGAACUGAAAUACUCCUUGCAAUAUAGAUUGACCAAUGCAUCUGUGAGCAUAUGGAAGCCAUGUUAGUUGAGUCUGUUUCA
Messenger RNA from Sesamum indicum (sesame), 5707 nucleotides. Its product is annotated as ATP-dependent RNA helicase DEAH12, chloroplastic. Gene Ontology annotation, cellular component: intracellular anatomical structure. Gene Ontology annotation, molecular function: zinc ion binding; helicase activity; RNA binding. The record is from RefSeq and is a predicted model, not a curated record. NCBI's taxonomy places the organism in Eukaryota, Viridiplantae, Streptophyta, Magnoliopsida, Lamiales, Pedaliaceae.